Molecule: messenger RNA, 4713 nt
Organism: Thalassophryne amazonica
Lineage: Eukaryota; Metazoa; Chordata; Actinopteri; Batrachoidiformes; Batrachoididae
Gene: ctnna1
Product: catenin (cadherin-associated protein), alpha 1
Biological process (GO): cell-cell adhesion; cell migration
Cellular component (GO): actin cytoskeleton; adherens junction; catenin complex
Molecular function (GO): actin filament binding; structural molecule activity; cadherin binding
Source: RefSeq, a predicted model, not a curated record
GAAGUAGUCACCGCCCAGCCCCCAUCUGGCCUCAGCCAUUGUCGGGCUGUAACACCGAAACCUUCUUAUCCGAAACUUUUAUGUGGCGUCUUCCUGCUUUUGGGAGCUUCGAAAGCUGUUUUUGUUUGGGUUUUUUUCCUCUCCCCGAACGGAACAGCCGAGAGACGAUAGCGUUUCCACAGAAUUACGGCAGGAAUUUAGACGGCAGGAAAACUUUUGAGAGAAGGAAUUCACUCAUUCCCGUUCCACCAUUUUGAACUUUUAAACUCAAGUUCUUUCCAGUGGGCGGUUUUCGAAUUUGAGACGAUGACGACCAUCAAUACAGCCAACAUCAACUUUAAGUGGGACCCAAAGAGUCUAGAGAUCCGUACUCUGGCGGUGGAGAGGCUGUUGGAACCCCUGGUCACCCAGGUCACCACCUUGGUAAACUCAAGUAACAAAGGUCCAUCAAACAAAAAGAAAGGGCGCUCCAAGAAGGCUCAUGUUUUGGCUGCAUCAGUGGAGACUGCUACCCAAAACUUCCUGGAAAAAGGAGAAAAGAUUGCAAAGGAAAGUCAGUUCCUGAAGGAUGAGCUGACUGCUGCUGUGGAAGAUGUUCGCAAGCAAGGUGAAUCAAUGAGACUGGCUUCUGGAGAGUUUGCAGAAGACCCCUGCUCUUCUGUAAAGAGAGGAAACAUGGUUCGUGCAGCCAGAGCACUCCUGUCAGCAGUCACACAUCUGUUGGUGCUGGCAGACAUGUCUGAUGUCUACAAACUUUUGCUUCAGCUUAAAUUGGUUGAGGAGAACCUGGUCAAGGUGCGUAAUGCUGGAACUGAGCAGGACCUGGGAAUCCAAUAUAAGGCUUUGAAACCAGAGGUGGACAAGCUGAAUAUCAUGGCAGCCAAGAGACAGCAGGAGUUGAAAGAUGUCCACCACAAGGACCAAAUGGCUGCCGCCCGUGGAGUCCUACAGAGGAAUAUCCCCAUGCUGUACACAGCGUCCCGUGCUUGCCUGCAGCACCCUGAUGUGGCAGCUUACAAGGCUAACCGUGACCUGAUCUACAAGCAGUUGCAGCAUGCAGUUUCCGGCAUCUCCAAUGCAGCCCAAGCCACAGCAACUGAAGACUCAGCACUGAGUCAGCCAGCCGGCGGUGGAGAGCUUGCAUAUGCUCUCAACAACUUUGAUAAACAAAUCAUUGUGGACCCCCUGUCGUUUAGUGAGGAGCGCUUCCGCCCUUCCCUGGAGGAGCGACUUGAGAGUAUCAUCAGUGGUGCUGCGCUCAUGGCUGACUCCUCUUGCACACGUGAUGACCGCAGGGAGCGUAUCGUGGCUGAAUGCAAUUCCGUGCGCCAGGCACUUCAGGACCUUCUCUCUGAAUAUAUGGGCAAUGCGGGCAGGAAGGACAGAAGUGACGCUCUGAAUACUGCUAUUGAUCGGAUGACAAAGAAAACCAGAGACCUGCGCAGACAGCUGCGUAAAGCUGUAAUGGAUCAUGUCUCUGACUCCUUUUUGGAGACCAAUGUUCCCCUCCUGGUCUUGAUAGAAGCUGCCAAGAAUGGUAACGAGAAGGAAGUCAAGGAAUAUGCACAGGUGUUUCGUGAGCAUGCCAAUAAACUGAUUGAGGUGGCCAACCUAGCAUGCUCAAUCUCCAACAAUGAGGAAGGAGUGAAGCUGGUCCGCAUGGCAGCAUCCCAGCUGGAAACUCUUUGUCCACAGGUGAUUAACGCAGCCUUGGCCCUCGCUGCCAAACCCAACAGUAAGGUGGCCCAAGACAAUAUGGAUUUAUUCAAGGACCAGUGGGAGAAGCAGGUCCGUGUCCUCACUGAUGCUGUUGAUGACAUAACAUCUAUUGAUGACUUCCUGUGUGUGUCUGAGAACCACAUCCUAGAAGAUGUGAAUAAAUGUGUCAUCGCUCUUCAGGAGAAGGAUGUUGAUGGGUUGGAUCGCACAGCAGGUGCUAUUCGAGGUCGUGCUGCCAGGGUGGUCCAUGUGGUCACAUCUGAAAUGGACAAUUAUGAACCUGGUGUCUAUACAGAAAAGGUGCUGGAGGCCACCAAGCUCCUCACAGACACAGUUAUGCCACGGUUCACAGAGCAAGUGGAGUCUGCAGUGGAGGCUUUAAGUGCAAAUCCCACACAACCUGUUGAUGAGAAUGAGUUCAUUGAUGCAUCUCGUCUGGUAUAUGAUGGCAUUCGUGAUAUUCGCAAGGCUGUACUCAUGAUCAGGACUCCAGAGGAAUUGGAUGACUCUGACUUUGAGACUGAGGACUUUGAUGUUCGAAGCAGGACCAGCGUGCAGACAGAGGAUGACCAGCUUAUUGCCGGCCAGAGUGCAAGAGCUAUCAUGGCCCAGUUGCCCCAGGAGCAAAAGGCAAAGAUUGCAGAGCAGGUGGCCAGUUUCCAGGAAGAGAAGAGUAAGCUUGACGCUGAGGUUUCCAAGUGGGAUGACAGUGGCAAUGACAUCAUUGUGUUGGCCAAGCAGAUGUGCAUGAUCAUGAUGGAGAUGACAGACUUCACCAGGGGGAAAGGGCCACUUAAAAACACUUCUGAUGUUAUCAGUGCUGCUAAGAAAAUUGCAGAGGCAGGAUCAAGAAUGGACAAGCUGGGCCGCACCAUGCCGACCAUGUAAGUUGCAGACCAGUGCCCCGACUCCACCUGUAAGCAGGACCCGGCCUAUCUGCAGCGUAUCGCCUUGUAUUGCCACCAGCUCAACAUCUGCAGCAAGGUCAAGGCUGAGGUUCAGAACCUGGGGGGAGAGCUGGUCGUCCAGGAGUAAGGUCAACACGCAUUUAAUUAUCUGAACAUUUCAUUAUGAUCAGGUUGUUUGUGUAGCUAAACUGCAGGAGGCAGUUCAGUUUGUACAUAUUAAAUCUCCACCCCACCCCCACCCCCCAUGUCUUCUCCAUGUACUCAGUUGGACAGUGCCAUGUCACUUAUACAGGCAGCAAAGAACCUGAUGAACACAGUGGUGUCCACUGUGAAGGCCUCCUAUGUUGCAUCGACCAAGUACCAGAAGGUCCAGGGCAUGCAGGCCCUCAAUAUGCCAGCAAUUUCCUGGAAGAUGAAAGCCCCUGAGAAGAAGCCACUGGUGAAGAGAGAGAAGCAGGAUGACGGCCAAAGUAACAGAGUCAAGAGGUCCUCUCAAAAGAAGCAUAUCAACCCUGUGCAGGCCUUGAGUGAGUUCAAGGCUAUGGAUAGUAUCUAGAUUUCCUCAUUAUGAUUUAAAAAAUAGACUAAGUAUGGGCCAAUGAAUUAUAUACAUCGGUUUUGUCUGUCAACAGUUUUAGGCCUAUUUGAAAAAUGCAUUCCAUCUUUACAUGGAUGGCUUGUGACGCAGUGUAAUUCUUGUCUGCCAUAUUUUACAGGAAUUCUGAAACAAUCUAAUAUGACACAGGAUGAUAGAUCAGCAAGUCAUUUGAACACUUUUUCAAUUUUGUUUUUCUAAUAAAGGGAGUGGAUAUCAUGAAUAUUGUACAAACUAAUUCCAAGAGGCUUUAUUUUGCAUUGUAAGCCCAUUAUAAUGUAAUACUGUGGGCUCUCUUUGGGGGUUUCCACUGUUAUCUUUAAUUAUACAACCUCAGCCUCUGUAUCAACCUUAUACUCCAAAUAUCAACCUAUGCAACAUCUCUACGGCCUUAUUUUAGCUUGAGCAAUAACUUCAGUUAGAUGUCCUAGUAACAGGUGAGAUUUUAAAUAUAUUUUUGCUUCAGCCUUGAAGAGCUGAAGUAAUGUUUUUUUUUUUUCCAUCUGGGCCCAGGUUUUCUAUCUUUAUAUGCAUAUAUUUGCUACAAUAUACAUUUCAGUUGAGAAAAGAAUUGUCCUUCAACACUAUUUUCAGUGCUGCCUGGCUCAUUUUGUAAUCCCCUUUAGUAUUUGGAGGGUUUUUUUUUUUUUUCAUUAACAUCUCAAAUUUGAUAUAUACUUUUUCAUGAUCACUUUAGACGGCAAACCAAAGGUGAAAGUAUUCUAUCCAACCUUCUGUUUUAGAACUUAAAUUGUGCGAGUGCUUCUUCACGCGCUGGGCAUGCUCUUGCCAACAAGCCGACCCAAACCUAUGUAAUGGCCUCAGCUGCUGAGAGUGUAAAAGAACCUGCUUAGUAAAAUGACUAAAGUAUUUGUCACUGCCUUUUGAAGCUGCAAAGCUUCUGUAAUGGUCAUUGAGACCAAAUGCCUCCACAAACAGCCCAAAUGGAGGCAGCGGUAUGCUUUCUGUUUGCCACUUUUCGACGUGGAUGAGGAAGGAACGGGAUUUAACAAAUUUUAAUAUGGUGUAAGUCCUUGUCCAUAACACUAAUUAAGUUUUCACAUUGCAUGUUUUUUUUUUUCUUUUUUUUUUUUUCAACCUUCCAACUGUUAGAGCUUUAAAUGGAGAUCAAAGGUUUAAAAGAAGCAGCUCAGAGUUCUUUGCAGGUGAAUACGUGAGUCUUUUUGCUGCUUUGGUCUCAAAGCUGAAUCUUUUAUAUUGCUCGUCUGAAAGCUCUGAACUGUGGCAGGAUGGUCGCGCAGUGUGACAGGUGAAUAUUCUUCACGAGGAAGCGUUUUAAAUUUUUAAGUUCCCCCACUCCCAUCCCACCCUCAUCAAUUUGUAUUUUGCUGUGCUAGAGUUGGACUUAAAUCUGGAGUGGUCAGACUACCUUGCUGUGGAUAUUUUGUUAUCGAGGGCUGAUUUUUAGUGGACACAUUUGUCGUAUACUGUGCCUGCUUGAUAUCUUAAUAAAGACGAUAAAGACAUUGA